CGCCCCGAGAUUCACCCUUUCAAUCCAACAUCUCCGAGAAGAUUCACAGCUCAUAUGGUGCAUCGGUCUGUUGUUCUGAAACAUCAUCAUCAUGCAGUCGGUCGGAAUUCCUGCUGUUUCUGUCCUGAUUUAUCUGCUGAUGCUUCAGUGUCAAGCCUUCAUCAUCCGAGAAGUUCUAGUGAAAGACUCUGUGACGUUCCCGUGUUCCUGCACUGGAAACUGUCCGGUGGUUCAGUGGAGUCGCUUCAUUCCCAGUUACACCAUUGUGGCUAAAUGGAAGUGUCCCAGAGGACAGAAUUUACAGAAAAGAUUUGAAAUAUCAGGAGAUACCAGCAGAGGAGAUUUCUCCCUGAUGAUCAUCUCAGUAGCCUACAAUGAUGUCGGCUCCUACAGGUGCAGCUGUAAUGGAGAAACAGUUAGUGAAGUGAAGAUGAAGGUUCUGGUGGCGACAGUUGUAAAGGUUCAGGAGAAGCAGAAUGUCACCCUCCCGUGCUACGGAGACACUCGGAGACAAGAUGUUAAAGAUGUACAGUGGAAGAAGGAUGGAGGAAAGGUUGUGCUGUACACUCAUGCAAACAGAUCAGUGACUACUGAUGAAGCAGGAAGCAGAUUUAUGAUGUCAGUAGAAGACUUUCUGGAUGGUGAUCUCUCUCUCCACAUCAGUUCAGUUCACCUGUCUGAUGCAGGAGAAUAUCGGUGUCUCCUCCAUGAUGAAUCUCAGGAUGGAGAACCAUCAACUGUUGUGCUGGAGGUAGAAGGGCGACAACAUCAAACCACCACCAGCACCACCACCAGCAGCAGCUGCAGCACUGAGGUUACACGACUGUGUGUGCUUCUAGGAUCGAUCAUCUCUGUAGGUAUCAUCAUCUGACUGAUCGUUUGUUUGGCGAGAAGAUAGAAAUGACACUGCAUUAGAUCCAGGACCAUCAUCAUCAUCAUCAUCAUCAAAUGUUCCAAACUUAAUCAGUCAAUUUAAUAAAUAUAUAAAUUCAGAUUUAAUUCUAUAGGAUUUUAACAUCACUGUCACAAAGCAGCUUUUAAAUAUUAUAGUUUAUAAAAGGAUCAGUUUUACUGCUACACCACUGUUCUGUUCUACCAUGUGUACAUUGUUCUGUCCUGUGUUUUUAUUCUUCUCUCUUCUGCUCUGUUUCUCUUCAUGUAUUUAUGGAUGAACAUUAAAAGUUCACUUGCCAUCA
Molecule: messenger RNA, 1196 nt
Organism: Silurus meridionalis
Lineage: Eukaryota; Metazoa; Chordata; Actinopteri; Siluriformes; Siluridae
Product: hemicentin-2-like
Exons: 5
Coding region: 92-871 (259 amino acids)
Biological process (GO): cellular response to lipopolysaccharide; positive regulation of T cell proliferation; immune response
Cellular component (GO): external side of plasma membrane
Source: RefSeq, a predicted model, not a curated record